UCAAGAAAAUGCAAUGGCCGCCAUCUUCGACUCUUGUGAAUGUUUUGGUCGUAGUUACGAACUUUGAGGCCUGUUUCAUUUGUGAUAUGCAAUUAUUUGAUGGAAAUUGUUUCGCUACAUUUCACAUGAAAUAAAUUUGGAGGCCGAGGUGCUCUCCAAGGCGUCAUCUCGGGCUUGACCCAAGAUGAUAGUAUUUACAGUAUGUCAGCUACAUCAGAAUAUGAACCAGUGGCCCGGCAAGAUUACGGGCCGGCCACCUCCAGUGAAAAUGUGUAUGAACAUGUAUUGGAACAUAAACUAACAGAUACUAUGAACGUACCAAAUGUUAGACCCCCUGUCUUGAGGGCAGUUCCACUGUCUCCCACUGAGGGCGACCCAGAGCCAGACUCCACUAAUCCUGAAAGCAUUAUUCAAUCUGUACACAAAGUAGAUAAAGAAGUAGAAUAUCACAUCGCUGAGAAAAGGUGUGAUACAGAGAUGUCAGUAGACUCCAUUUCUGGGAUUGUCAGAAUAGAGGAGACUAUCGAUAAUGUGAGUCACAUUGCCUACCCCAUAAUACAAGAAGCAGAUGACUCAAACGAUGGCAACUAUGUUGAAAACUCAGCAACACUCAUUCAAGCCCCCUUGAAUACGGCAAUCGUACACAACGUUGCGAAACUGCCCCAGAACUUCACAAUAAAUGUUGAUCCGUCAGUGGCCAACAUCACAGCGAUACACAAUGUCUCUCAAGACGUUUCUGGGGGCCAAACUCUAUGGCUGCCCACAAUCCUUGCUACCAGUGCAACUUCAGACAGUAAGAACGACGAGGAUCGCCCACAGGCCGGCGUUUCUCAAAUAAUUAUAAGCGACAGUUACGUUAAUGACGCCAGCCAGGCGGGCCGCAGAGCGAAUAUCGUUACAGAAACUAGUUAUAUUAGCAGACCUAAGACUUCGAAAGUUCAAAUACUAAGCAAUAUAUCUCUUCCCAAAAGUGCUAACUAUUCCCAACAGUAUAUCACUCAGAGUAAAGAGAUCACAACCCCUGUUUACGGAACUCAGAAUCAUAUUUAUAAGUUGGGUCCCAACGUAGUGUCCCAGAAGCAUUUAGGUAACUCGGUGCUUUGCACAAAACCUCAGAAGAACCAGUCGUUGAUCGGGUGUUCGACGUUAUCACCCAACGUACUGAACAGCAGUCCAGUGAAAAGCGUUUCCUACAGCCACUCCUUCGCGAAAGGCACAAACUUAAACAAAACGCUGAACAAAGUAAACAACGGUGCUAACAUAAACGCUAUGGUGGCCGCAUCGUCCGGGAACACGCAAUGCCAUAUUUUAUCGCGCGUCGUGUCCGGGCCCAACAAGAUGUCGGUCCACUCGGGAAGAAAGUCCGUCAACACGUUCAAGAGCUCGAAGAGCUCGAGCCAGGUGUCCGCUCAGAAGAAUCAGUCGAGGGCGAUCAAAAUAAUACAGCAGACCGGGACCGUCAACAAGUCCGAGACCAAGACCUGGCCCGUUGCCAGCGUGACGUACAAGGCGCAACAGCCGGCGUACGGCGUAGUCGAAGCGAGUCCGUCGAAGAUAAUACAGAAGGUCGGCAGUCCGACCAAUAAGGCUCCGCAGCCGAUGUCGUUGCAGAAGUUUCCCGCGAAAGGCGAGCGCCUCGUGCUCCAGUCGCCGUGCGGGCCCGUGCUCAUCUCCACCGCGCCCAUCAGCACCAGCCUGGGCAAAGCGCCCCACUACGUCCAAUCCGGCGCCACCCCCAACCUGCGCUACGUUCAAACCUAUGGCACAGCCGACAACCCGCUCACUACGGUGUCCCAGGUGUCGGCCAAUCAACAAUUGACCGCGCAAAUACUGCAGUCGCUGUCGCAGCCCAAGCUCAUGCUCGCACCGGCGCCGCCCGCGAUCGUCACCCACUCCCCGCCCGCUCCGACAGUUUUGCCCGCGGAGGAACCGCUGGAAAUCAAACCGAGCGGCAACAACCAGAGGAGGAUCGUAUUCGGGGACAAAUCGACCCUACUCACGGCCGACGACAUAAUAGGAAUGGAGGAGAGACCGAACCUGUCCGAGGAGCUGCGCCGGUACUCGUUCCAGUCGCUCGCGCUCAUAAUGCUGGACCACACGUACUCGCUGCCCGCGCAGAAGCAGCCCGCGCCCGCCUCGCCCGCCCCCGCGCCCGCGUCCGCGUCCGCCCCCGCGCCCGCCAGCCCGCUCAGGCGCACCUCGCCCGUCAUCGUGCCCGCGCCCGCGCCCGCCCAUGACGCGCCCGCACCCGUCGCCGCACCAAUAAUCGCGGCCCCGCCCGCCGCGCCGCUUGCGCCCGAGCCGCCGCCGCAGCCCGCGCCAGACGACGACGCCGCCUCCGUCAUCUCGUCGCUCGACGGCGAGCGGCCGGCGCAGGGCGGCAGCGACACGGAAACGGCGCCCGAGGGCGAGGACGAGGGCAGGACGCGCUGCAUCUGCGACUUCACGCACGACGACGGCUACAUGAUCUGCUGCGACCGCUGCGGCGAGUGGCAGCACGUGGACUGCAUGGGCGUCGACCGCGCCAACAUCCCCGACGCCUACAUGUGCGCGCUGUGCCAGCCGCGCGCCGUGGACCGCCGCCACGCGCGCGCCAUCCAGCUGCGCAAGCGCGAGGAGCUCAGCGCGCUCGGCGCCUCCGACACCGACUCGUCGGACGGCCGCGCGCCCGGCCCGCGCCGCAAGCGCCUGCUCACCGUCACCACCUACACCGACACCUCCGGCGCGUGCGUCACCACCUACAACUCCAGCCUGCCCGCGCUGCCGCCGCCGCCGCAGCCGGCGCUCGCGCUGCCCAAGCGCGGCCCCAAGCGGCCCAGGAAGGCCGAGGCGGUGCGCAAGGGCGCCAAGCGGAAGCUGGUCGAGAAGCGCGUCAAGCGCAAGAAGGAGAUGCUCAUGAACCGGAGCAAGUACGCCUCGGGCGUGGCGAGCCAGGCCAGCCACUGGCAGGAGGCCUUCGAGCUCGCCGUCACCAACCACUACAGCCCCGAGCUGCGCGCCAAGAUCGUGAAGUACAGCGGCCGGCUCGGCAACACGCCCAACAUGGCGUCCGCCGUCACCGCGCACCUGUGCACCAACGUCCCGCACGCCGGCGGGAAGAUACUCAUCGCCACCAAGGACCUCAAGGAGAACACUCCGAUCAUAGAACUCCGCGGCAAGUACAUGCUGUCGAACCAGCACCGGCCCCAGCUUCAGAACUCCGCCCGCGCCGGAAGUCAGAAGCCGGGACCGUUCGUGUUCUUCUACAGACUGCCCAAAGACAACACUCAGAUAUGCAUCGACACGAGGACGUACGGCAACGAAGCCCGAUUCGUCCGGAGGUCGUGCAAGCCGAACGCGGAACUGCAGCACUGCAUCGUCAAGGGCGCCCUGCACGUGUAUCUCGUGACCAUAGGUAUAAUCCAGUCCAACACCGAGAUAACCAUCGGCCACGACACGGACGGCAGCAAGCAGCCGUGCGCGUGCGGCAACCCCAAACAUUGCAAGAUCAACGGCCUCAGCCCGAUGAUGACCAGAAAGAGCGUCGAUUACCCGCCCCGAGAGAAGAGAAGUAGAAACAGGUGCCUUAGCUCAUCCUCUCCGAUGUCACCGCCCCUGGAGCCGCCGUCGACGCCCGUCAAGGUGUUUCCCCCGAGCCUUCCGAUCAAGACCGAGAAGAAGUCUCCGGUGAAGCACGAGUACCCGCCGAUGUCGCCGGUCAAGCUGCCGCUGCCGGCCGCGCUGGCCUGCGACGAGCCGCUCAAAGCGGAGCCGCCCGUCGUGGAGGACGUGAAGCCGGUGAUAGAUCUUAUCGCCAAAGAGGAGCUGAAGCCCGAGAUCGACGAGCCAGACUUUGUCAAAUCCGAGCCCAUAGUUGAGGAGAAGCCCGAGGAGCCGGUCUUGAAAACUGUCAUUGAAAAAGUGAAGGCUCCUGCGGAACCGGAGCCGAUUAUUGAAGAACCGAAACCUCAGAAACCUCAAGUUGAAGAAGUUAUAAAAGAGGAGGUGAAACCUGAGCCCGAGCCCGUUUCGUCCGACGACGAGAAGCCCGAACUCCCGGAGUUGAAGGAGAAAGAACGGGAGAGGGAGAGAAAGCCGAAGGACGAACCGAAAUCGGAGCCGAAAAUCGAGCCGAAGAUUGAGGACGAAAGACCGAUGACGCGGGAACUUGCCGCCAAAUCGGCUUGUCACGAUCGCUCAUCGCGCUCCAGCCGCACGUGCGUCAAUCAGGACAGCUUGGAUGACAAGACUGACGACUCUCAGGAUAAAAUACAAACUGUCAGCAAAGAUAAAGACAAGAAGAAAAUGACUCGAGAGGAGCGCAAAAUGGAGGCGAUAAUGAAAGCGUUUGAGCGGAUGGAGAAGGCACAACAACGCAAACAGGAGGUUAAGGAGCGGCAGCGGCGCCGCGAGUCCGACCCGCCGCCUGGCGCCGACCGCGAUGACGACGACGACCAUGCCGCCACCAAGAGGCGCCGCAAGGUCCAUGAUUAUGUGAAAGAGCGGCAGCGGCGCCGCGAGUCCGACCCGCCGCCUGGCGCCGAUCGCGAUGACGACGACGACCAUGCCGCCACCAAGAGGCGCCGCAAGGUCCAUGAUUAUGUGAAAGAGCGGCAGCGGCGCCGCGAGUCCGACCCGCCGCCUGGCGCCGAUCGCGAUGACGACGACGACCAUGCCGCCACCAAGAGGCGCCGCAAGGUCCAUGAUUAUGUGAAAGAGCGGCAGCGGCGCCGCGAGUCCGACCCGCCGCCAGACGACGACGACGACCAUGCCGCCACCAAGAGGCGCCGCAAGGUCCAUGAUUAUGUAAAGGAGCGGCAGCGGCGCCGCGAGUCCGACCCGCCGCCCGGCGCCGAUCGCGAGGACAACGACGACCAUGCCGCCACCAAGAGGCGCCGCAAGUUCCAUGAUUAUGUAAAGGAGCGGCAGCGGCGCCGCGAGUCCGACCCGCCGCCCGGCGCCGAUCGCGAGGACAACGACGACCAUGCCGCCACCAAGAGGCGCCGCAAGUUCCAUGAUUAUGUAAAGGAGCGGCAGCGGCGCCGCGAGUCCGACCCGCCGCCCGGCGCCGAUCGCGAGGAUAACGACGACCAUGCCGCCACCAAGAGGCGCCGCAAACGCAAAGGCCGCGCGCGCACGACGUCACAAUCCAACCGGCGGCGACUAAACUCGGCCGACAGCGACAUGGUGACGUCAGGCGACGAGGGCCCGCCGCUGUCGCCGCCGCGCGCGCCGCUGCACCCGCUCCCGCACCCCCUUUCACACCCCGAACCGCAUCCAGCGGUCACCGACACGGCGCAUGAGGACCUCGGCCUAAGCUCGGCGUGCCUGCUAGUCGAGGCGGCCGUGGGCUCCGUGGAGUCCGCCUUCAAGCUGCCCAAGACCAAGAAGACGAUGGCCACCGAGUGGGUCGGGCGCUCGCCCGAGCGGACGCCUUCUCCCUACCGCUCGCCCUACCGGCCUGCCCUCGUCGCCGCGCCCUCGCUCGAGAGCCUUGUCCAGACGCCUUCUCCCUACCGCUCGCCCUACCGGCCUGCCCUCGUCGCCGCGCCCUCGCUCGAGAGCCUUGUCCAGACGCCUUCUCCCUACCGCUCGCCCUACCGGCCUGCCCUCGUCGCCGCGCCCUCGCUCGAGAGCCUUGUCCAGACGCCUUCGCCCUACCGCUCGCCCUACCGGCCUGCCCUCGUCGCCGCGCCCUCGCUCGAGAGCCUUGUCCAGACGCCUUCUCCCUACCGCUCGCCCUACCGGCCUGCCCUCGUCGCCGCGCCCUCGCUCGAGAGCCUUGUCCAGGUCGCAUCGACCAUGAUAGGGGACCUGAGCGCGGGGCACGAUCUCGAGGACGAUCCGAGUGCGUCGCCGCCACGCACUCCGGCGCGCGACCGUUCCAAGCCUCCCAAGAAGGCCAGGCGGGUCACCCGUAGCACGCCAGAAGCCGCGCCCACCGUGCAGCCGCAGCACAGCGCCAAGAAGCGCUGGCUCCGGCAGGCCAUCAGCGAGGAGAGCGACUCGCCUUCCGCAGAAUCUCCCCCCAACGAAAUGGUGACACCGUUAAAGAAGAGAAGAUUAGCGAGGGAAUCGUUGUCUUGCGAACAGAACAUCAUUGUGCCUUGCCACGAGGAAGCUUCGCCCGUGUUAACGUCCGAGGAUUCGCCGGUAAAGGACGACCCUCAAGCGUACAGCAGACAGUACAAAAUGAGGAACAUAAUGGAGGGCAUCUACGGCAGAGACCGCACGCGCUCCGACAGCGGCCAGGGCUCCGACGAGCAGGGCGCCGACCACGACGCGCUCGCCGUCAGCCUCGGCGCCGCCGACAGCGAGCACAUCCGCAGGAUCAUCGGCGUGCCCACGCCCGAGGACGAAUUGCCCCCCGACCUCAAACCCGACGACUUCAAAACCAACAACAACAACGUCGAGACCGAGGACACCAACUACACCAAAGUGGUCCCCAUGGAGAUCGACACCACGAUACCUACGCAGCUCAAGAUACAGGAAAACGACAACCUCGAGGUGAAAGGCAUCGACAGCCCGACCGACAAGCCCAACAGCUGCCAGUCCGCCGACACCAGCGGCAACUCGUCGCCGCAGCGGGACGAGAUGGACGACAUCCAGAAGAAAAUCCACUCGUUUCACACGGAAAACAUACUCAUACUCAAAAGCAGGAACAAAAAACCGCCGAAGGAGAAACGGAAGAAGGUGAACUUGAACUUCGAUCUCAACAUGGUCGACGACCAGAUCAGUAUUCAGCUGCGCACCGAGAACGACUCCAACUCGAAGUCGCCGGAGAUCAACGGAGACGCGCAGGACGAGAUGGGCAACUCGAUACACGACGACAAGCUGCACGUCUCGCCCGAGAACAUCCCGCUGCCUCCGGUCGAGUCGAUACCUCUCCCGGCGCCCGAGAACAUACCCCUUCCCGAGGAGCCGAGCCCGCCGCCUGUGGCUUUAAUCCCGCCACCGGAGACGAUACCUUUACCGGAGGAGCCGAUGAAACCGAUGAUAAAAGUCAUCCAAGCCAUCCGGCCUGCCUCGCCCGUCGUCGAGAAAGUGGAGGAGCCGAAACCGAUCGGCGGCCUCGAGCGGCCGUCGGUUCUCGACAACUCCACGCUGCCGUUCUCCUCCCGCUUCAGCUCGACGGGGUUAUUCUCGGGCAUCUUCAGCAACAUCACGCAGUCCUUCAACGUGGACCCCGGCCCGAUCAACGAAAACGUGCCCAGCAUGUCGAUAAUAAAGAGUGCGAUAGACAGGACUACAAGUUUAGACAGUAGCUUAUUCGACAAGGACAGUGUUACGCCAGUGGACGAGUUGAAAAGCGUCCAGGAGAUAUUGACGCGAGUGAACAAUAUGGACUCUAAUAAUAGUGUGAUUCUGUCGGGAGUGCUGAAGAGUUCGAACAAGGCGAGCCUUCUGGCGCCGCCCAAGCCGGCCGGGGCCAAGCCCUACUGCCCGCGCAAUAACGACCCCCGCCUAAACCCUCCGCCUGUUGAGAAACCCAAGCCCGUCAGAAGAAAGCUCUCUAUAACCGAGUACCGAAAGCGGCAGUGCGGCGCGGCCGGCGGCGACGACAGCGGCAGCGGCGGCGCCGGCGCCGCGGAAUCGGCGCCCGACUGGUCUUCUGGUUCCUCCGCCGGCGCCGAGCUGUCUCCGCAGCGGUUAGACGCCGCCGCCGCCGCAGCUGUGGAUGACCUUGAGCAGCGCCUGCAUCGGGAGCUCGCCUGCAUGCCCAAGGAAACAUUUUCACUUCAAUGUUUUCUGCCGCGACACUAUGACCUUGACCACAUCGCCAUUGUUGAAAAUAGUCCGGAAAACCUUAACAAAACCCAAUACAGACUAAAAGGCUUGAUAAAUGAUAAGUUGUAG
This is a messenger RNA of Ostrinia nubilalis (European corn borer), 7836 nucleotides long. RefSeq lists its product as uncharacterized. Gene Ontology annotation, cellular component: Set3 complex; Rpd3L-Expanded complex. NCBI's taxonomy places the organism in Eukaryota, Metazoa, Arthropoda, Insecta, Lepidoptera, Crambidae. The transcript is spliced from 22 exons. The coding region runs from base 202 to 7836 and encodes 2544 amino acids. The record is from RefSeq and is a predicted model, not a curated record. Gene Ontology annotation, biological process: regulation of DNA-templated transcription.